AUGCACACACUCGAGUGGAUAUUGCCCGCUCAGAAGAACGGCAAGCGUUACGUUAUCAGACGUAGUCCUACAGGCGUUCUUGUCUCAAAGCACGUAAUAUCCAGCGGCGAGUGGAUCGUAAAGGUAAGAAGCUUCCAGCAGCUUCAGACUGGCGACAAAGUGUCCACUGGCCACGGUCAGAAGGGAGUGGUGACAAUCAUGAGCUACGAAGACAUGCCCCAAGCCAUAACCGACGCAGGAGGAGUCGUAGUGCCUGACAUGGUGGUAGCCAUGUCCUCCAUUAUAUGUAGGCAGACCAACGGCCAGCUAUACGAGACGCACAAAUCGAUGGAGUCUGCGAGACUUGCCGCGAUGAGCAUCGCCCAGGCAGGCGAGCGCUGGGACGUCACAGAGAAGGUGACAGUCAUGAAAGGAUCAAGCGGGAGGAUGUACCACACGUGCCUCGCAAACGGCACGAUGGAACUAACCAAGGCCUCCUUAGGGUUUUUAAGGGUGCGCAAUCAGACUCAGAUGACCAGAGAGCGUAAGAACACCCUGCAGACUCCCACAAGGCGAACGAGAGGCGGAGGCGUGGCCUAUGGCGAGAUGGAGGUCCAGGCCGCAGUUGCUGCUGGUCUCACUAACUGUUGCCUGCGGCUGCUGCGCGGGUGCACCAACCCAGAAGGCUCUGUAGACGUAACCCUGCCUUACGACACCAUCGUUGUAGACUGCAUAUCUGCAAUAGUCUACAGCGGCUCGAAUGUCUAUACCCUUGAAGUCGAUCAAUAG
Messenger RNA from Colletotrichum higginsianum IMI 349063, 768 nucleotides. RefSeq names its product DNA-directed RNA polymerase. Gene Ontology annotation, molecular function: DNA binding; DNA-directed RNA polymerase activity. Gene Ontology annotation, biological process: DNA-templated transcription. NCBI's taxonomy places the organism in Eukaryota, Fungi, Ascomycota, Sordariomycetes, Glomerellales, Glomerellaceae. The transcript is spliced from 3 exons. The coding region runs from base 1 to 768 and encodes 255 amino acids. The record is from RefSeq and is a predicted model, not a curated record.